AUGGCCCACCAAAUUGGACUCGUGUCACUUCCUAAUGGCGAUGAUCCGCGUUACAUUGGGCCAUCGAGUGGUCACUUCUUUACCCAGCUUGUUUGUACGGUCAGUGCCCACACUAAGACUGCGAAUCCAAUGCGUCUUGGUGUGAACAAUGCUACUCUGCAACGAGAUAGUGCUCUCACUGAGAGAUUACUCCGCGACAUUCAAACCCCUCUUCCAUCGAGCAAGGAAACAACGCAAGAGCUCACCAAGACGUACUUCAAGACCGUCCACCAGCAUUCGCCCUUCCUACAUGAGCCAACGCACAUGAAAUUGAUUGAAGAGAUGUACACUAUGCAUGAGCCUGAUCCGGUUGUCGCAUUCCAGGUUUAUAUGGUACUCGCAAUUGCAUCUGUCACUCUUUCGCGUCGAGAUAGGAUUGUUCUUCCUAGCGAAGGUUGGUAUACCAUGGCCAUCUCAUACUUCGAAAAAGUUCCCUUGGAGAGCUCAACUCGAGGGUUACAAUGCCUUCUGCUUCUUUACAUAUGGGGCAUGCAUAGUCCGUCCACAAAGCUCAACGUCUGGUACUUGAACUAUCAGUGUAUCGCCAUGGUCGUAGAUCUUGGUCUGCAACGCGAUGUCACCGCUACUUUAGCAAUUUCACCGAUCGAUCAAGAGAUGAGGACAAGAAUAUUCUGGGUUGUGUAUAGCCUGGACAGAUCCCUCUGUACUAUGAUGGGUCGGCCAAUAGGUCUGAGAGAUGAGGCAUGUGACUUAAGACUUCCGGCAGAUGUCGACGACCGUGACUUGGCUCGAGACAGUAUCAAACGAAGACCAGAAGACGAGCCUCCAAACCACAUGACAUACGGCAUACACAUGUUCAAGCUAGCCAAGCUAAACUCGGAGAUGAAGUACAUUCUCCACAGUAUCUCUAGAGACACCCCUGCGUAUGCCUAUCCUGCGAUUCGCUGUAUGAACACUUGGCAAAGAGAUAUGGCAAGUCGUCUCGACCAAUGGGCAGCUGAUACACCGAACAGAAGCACACGAGAUUAUGCCGUUAAGCUCUGCGAAGUACGCUACCACGUUUUGAAGACUCUGCUCCUGCGACCGAGUCCUGGUAUACCACAACCAAGCUCAGAUGAUUUGAGGGGGUGUUACAAAAGCGCCAUAUCUGCAGUUCGGCUCUAUCACGAGUUAUAUAUCGAGAACUCGCUGGUGUUCAGUUGGGCUUGUUAUCAUUCAAUUAUGAUGAGCUCGGUCACAGCAUUCUUUUGCAUCUGGACCUGUCCCGCUGUUGCACAAGAUACAGUCCUUGACGAACUAGUUUCAGAUUUACGCGCUGCAUCGAACAUACUCAGCGCCACUGGUGAGCACUGGCCCGGAGCGAAGAGGAGCCGCGACAUCCUAGAUGAGCUCUCUCACAGAACGAUCAGUUGGAUGAUGGAUCGCAAGAAUCGUGACAAUGGUGAGAACCAAAACGUUGUUCCAGCGCGGAAUGGAGAUAUCUCGUGGAGUGACCUCAAUGAGAACACGCUCACCGGCUUACAGCCCACUGGCGAUACGUCGGCGCACCUACAAACCAAUGAACUCGAGGCCUUGAUGCAACAAUACAGUCGCAACUGGACACCAGGGCUUGAUCUCCUGCCACCGAGCUUGGAUCAAGUCUCAGAUCCAAAUACCGGUCUCUGGACAGGAGACAUGAAUACCGACAUGUUCCUUCAAGACCUCUUUGAUGGACUGGCUCCCAUGUCGUUCUAG
Aureobasidium pullulans EXF-150 is the source of this 1734-nucleotide messenger RNA. RefSeq lists its product as uncharacterized. The transcript has 2 exons. Lineage: Eukaryota; Fungi; Ascomycota; Dothideomycetes; Dothideales; Saccotheciaceae. The coding region runs from base 1 to 1734 and encodes 577 amino acids. Gene Ontology annotation, biological process: DNA-templated transcription; positive regulation of transcription by RNA polymerase II. The record is from RefSeq and is a predicted model, not a curated record. Gene Ontology annotation, molecular function: zinc ion binding; sequence-specific DNA binding; DNA-binding transcription factor activity, RNA polymerase II-specific.